AUGAGUGACCGAUAUGAGCUCUUGCAAUAUCUGAAGACCGUGGAGUGCGAGGACUACAUCGAUCUAUUUGUUGCGAAUGACAUCAAGAUUGAUCUGCUUCCCCAACUCGAUAGACAUGCUUUGAAAGAAAUCGGGAUCACCAAGGUUGGAGACAGGCUGCGACUGCAGGUUCUGAUCCAUCUCCUAAAUGCUGAGAGACUCAAGUCACGGGUGAAUGUGAGCGAUCUGGCAGAGGUUGUUUCGAAUGCUUCUGCCACCUUGAGCAGCGUUGAUAAGGCAGUCACGUACAACGACAAAUCGCGACGGUCUUCCGACACAUUCAAGGUUGAAAACGAGUACAGGAAUUGCGUCACAAUAAUCGGACCGGACGGCCACAGAAAUGAGGUUAACGUUACAGGGUGUUUUAGUUCGACCUCGAUAAAAAAAAAAGCUGUCAGAAAAAUGGGCAUUCCCACCACCCACGUCGAAGAGUGGAAAGCGUAUUACGUCGACGAGGACGAUAAUCUACACAUGAUGUUUGAUGCCGAGUUCACGGCACUAUGCCAUUCUCCAGACCGUCCAGAGAAAAAACGCAUAAUUCUAUGUCAUUCGAGCGAGGCACCGUCGGAAGCAGCUUUGGCAACCUCGAAGUCCAUUUCGACCACUGCUGGUUCUGAUAAACAGACUCUGAAGAACUUCCUUGGGCAGAGACCGCCUUCGCAGCUAAUUUCCACCAACCUUGGCGAGUACUUCCCUGACACAGGGGCUACGGAGUUGCGGGAGGUGAUGCGGAAUAGUGUGCGGUUUUCAAUGUACAGUUCCAAGAUGAGCACGCAGCAGUCCACGCGCGAGUCGAUCUACUCUGGAAGGCCGCAGUUUACUGCUAGCUCUGUCUUCAGCUAUGGUGUUGCAGUUCCUGUCAAGCACACUGUUGGAGAUGUUAUUUUGAACCACUCCGCUGCUCUGGACACACUCCGUGCCGACCAACCGCCGGAUUUAGAAGACGAUGGCACCAUUCGUGCUUCGAUGCGUAAUGUGUCCCUGGAUAAGAACGGCAGCUUGGAUUCAAUGCAACGGGCGCGCAUGUCUGUUGCGUUCUCCAAACGGGAAAACAGAGACUCGACGGUGAUCAAGCUUUUUGACGACGACGACGACGACGAGUCGUUUGAGUCGUCUGAACAACUCAGCUUUUCAGGGCAAGACAACGGAGGUCCAUCUGUUUGGCACAAGGGAACCAAAAUUGGCCAGGGAUCUUUUGGUACUGUGUACUUGGGACUCAAUGGACUGACUGGAGAACUAAUGGCUGUGAAGCAAGUUAGCCUUCCCCGCUCUUCUGAGGAUACCAAGCAGACGAUGGUGAACGCUCUGAAACAGGAACUUUCGCUGCUCAGGGUCAUGAACCACGAGAACAUUGUGCGCUACCUGGGAUCGUCUGCCGAUUCUGACAAUAUCUACAUCUUUUUGGAGUACAUUCCCGGAGGAUCGGUGAGCUCGAUGCUGUCGACAUACGGGCCUUUCGAAGAACCCUUGGUGCGAAAUUUCAUCACACAGGUGCUCAUAGGCCUGAAAUAUUUACACGGCGAGGACAUUAUUCACAGAGAUAUCAAGGGUGCCAAUAUUUUGAUAGACAUUGAUGGUACGGUGAAAAUCAGCGAUUUCGGUAUUUCGAAAAAAAUAGAUAUCAAUGAUACGGAGCAAGAGGAUAUCGGCACCACCAAGCAGCAAAAACGCGCGUCUUUGCAAGGAUCCGUGUACUGGAUGGCCCCUGAGGUGGUGAAACAGAUUGCAUACACAGACAAAGCCGAUAUCUGGUCUUUAGGGUGUCUGAUCGUCGAGAUGCUGACCGGCAAGCAUCCAUACCCGGGCUUUUCGCAGAUGCAGGCUCUUUUCCGCAUUGGCACGUUGACGCUGCCCGACAUUCCCGACGGCGUCACUGAUGACUGUCGCGACUUCCUCACAAUGACCUUUGAGACCGAUUACAAAAAACGGUGCAAUGCAGCCAGGCUUCUUAAACACCCGUUUAUCACGCCGUUAUUGUCGACAAAGCGCUAG
Molecule: messenger RNA, 2031 nt
Organism: Ogataea haglerorum
Lineage: Eukaryota; Fungi; Ascomycota; Pichiomycetes; Pichiales; Pichiaceae
Exons: 1
Coding region: 1-2031 (676 amino acids)
Biological process (GO): protein phosphorylation
Molecular function (GO): protein binding; ATP binding; protein kinase activity
Source: RefSeq, a predicted model, not a curated record